Cetraspora pellucida is the source of this 216-nucleotide messenger RNA. The record is from the annotation of a GenBank genome assembly. Lineage: Eukaryota; Fungi; Glomeromycota; Glomeromycetes; Diversisporales; Gigasporaceae.
AUGCUAAUUAAAGAGGAAAGUCCUGAAAUAACAACUGUUAAUGAAAAAUCUGAGGCAACUGCUACUAAUGAAAGUUUCGAAAUAACUUUUACUAACAAGAAAUAUAAAAUAUGUCUUGGUACUAUUUCUAAGAAAGACGAACUGAUAAAAGAUUUUGAUCUCUUUCUUGCAGCAAAUUUUGCUAAUACUAUAAAUGAAAAAGAUAAAUUUAAGUGA